AUGAUAAAAUUAACAAAUGUGAAGUGCAAUGACUAUGACAAAUCCUUCCUAGAGUAUAAAAACUGUGAGUUAAAAGUGCUAAAACGUAGCAUAAUUGCGCUGAAUGUGUAUGUAAAAUUGCAUCAAGUACCCGUUUAUAAUGUGACAGUAAAUAUGAGUCUCUGGAAGCGUGCCAGUGGUUACCGACCAUUUAUGUAUAAUAUUACGGCGAAUUUUUGCGAGUUUAUGGCUCAUCGUACGCGUUAUCCUUUUAUGAAAAUAUUUUUGGACUUUGUCAUGAAGUCUUCAAACUUAAACCAUACCUGCCCUUAUGAGCAUGACAUCAUAAUUCAUAAUUUAGUGGUCAAGGAUGAAUAUUUACGAUUACUACCUCUACCCACUGGAGAAUAUAGGCUGGAUUUCAAAAUUAAUGCUUUCAAUAUUCAUAAAGCCGAUUUUAUAAUUUUUAUUAGAACCGUUGAGAACGAUAAAUAA
Teleopsis dalmanni is the source of this 474-nucleotide messenger RNA. RefSeq lists its product as uncharacterized. The transcript is spliced from 3 exons. The coding region runs from base 1 to 474 and encodes 157 amino acids. The record is from RefSeq and is a predicted model, not a curated record. NCBI's taxonomy places the organism in Eukaryota, Metazoa, Arthropoda, Insecta, Diptera, Diopsidae.